This is a messenger RNA of Ilex paraguariensis (yerba mate), 291 nucleotides long. The record is from the annotation of a GenBank genome assembly. Lineage: Eukaryota; Viridiplantae; Streptophyta; Magnoliopsida; Aquifoliales; Aquifoliaceae.
AUGGUGUCAAUAGACAAAUUCGGGAGGCUGCGCCUACCAAAUGUCCGCAUCAAUGUCUCAAAAGUGGUGGAAUUUAUGGGAUUUGUUGGGCGUACGAAUGAUGUUGAGCUUGUCAUGUACUUGCUUGAAAAUGCUGUCUCUCUUGAGAAGAUGAUUAUUGAUGUUCGCGAUCCUCUCUCGGUGGGAAAGCCAUUGGAGUUUAAUGAAACUGAUAAGAAACAAGCAGCCAGAGAGUGUGGGAGGCAGCUCAAAGCCAAUUUACCUUUUGGGGCCAAAUUAGAGAUUAUUUAA